Molecule: messenger RNA, 3623 nt
Organism: Salmo salar (Atlantic salmon)
Lineage: Eukaryota; Metazoa; Chordata; Actinopteri; Salmoniformes; Salmonidae
Gene: lcat
Product: lecithin-cholesterol acyltransferase
Biological process (GO): lipid metabolic process
Source: RefSeq, a predicted model, not a curated record
UAACCCGUCGGCCUUUUACGUUUACUACACCGUAGAAGCACACAGCUGCUCUUAUACAAGGACAGAUGCGCAUGAUGUUGAUGUUGUUUAUACCUGUUGUGAGAAGCGCUUUGAAAGUGCGGUUCAACGAUGGUCGAGUAACUGACCUCACAUUUUCCCUCUGAUUUCGCGCCCCACCUCUUUCACACACAGCAUUAAUAGGCCAGUUCUCCUCCUGACCUAGUGAGAGACAAGACAACACUGUCAAGAUUUGGACAGAAUGGGAUAUGCACACUGCUGUACCGUGCUCCUUAUAGUAUUCGUUGCGCUACAGCAAUCUGCUGGAUUUUGGCUCUUCGAUGUGGUGUUCCCACCAAGUGCCAAACCGCAAAACAAAGUGGCAAACAAUAGCACUCCGCCGGUUCUUAUAGUACCUGGAAACCUAGGAAACCAGCUUGAGGCCAAGAUUGACAAGCCAAGCCUUGUGCAUUGGAUGUGCUACAAAAAGACAGAUGACUUUUUCACACUUUGGAUUGACCUGAAUAUGUUCAUGCCAAUUGGGAUUGACUGUUGGAUCGAUAAUAUAAGAAUUGUAUACAAUAGGACAACUCGCAAGACCUCCAAUUCUGCAGGGGUGACGGUGAGAGUGCCUGGUUUUGGACAGACAUAUUCUGUUGAGUUCUUGGACACAAACAAGUUGUCAGGUUAUUUUCACACUAUGGUUACACAUUUGGUCAACAUGGGAUAUGUCCGUAAUGAGACUGUCCGAGCAGCACCAUACGACUGGAGGGUAGCUCCAAACGAGCAGGAGGAAUACUUUGCACGGCUGAAGAAGCUGAUUGAGGAUAUGUACGAGCAGUAUCAACAACCACUUUACCUCUUGGGACACAGCAUGGGAAGCAAUUAUGUCCUCUACUUCUUAUAUCAGCAGACCCAGACUUGGAAAGACCAAUACAUCAAAGGCUUCAUUUCACUUGGAGCACCCUGGGGUGGGGCAGUCAAGCCUAUUCGAGUGCUAGCAUCAGGUGAAAAUGAUGGCAUCCCUAUGGUAUCUAACAUCAAGAUCCGGGAGGAGCAACGCAUGACCACAACAAACCCCUGGAUGCUUCCAUUUGAAGAGGUAUGGCCUGCAGACCACGCCUUCAUCUCCACACCCUCAUUCAACUAUACCCACCAGGACUACCAGCGCUUCUUCAAAGACAUCGACUUUGAGGAUGGCUGGUUCAUGUGGGAAGACACCAGAAACCUGACAGCUGGUCUGCCCCCUCCUGGUGUUGAGGUAUACUGCUUCUAUGGUGUGGGGCUGCCCACACCGGUUACCUAUAUUUAUGACGACCAGUUCCCAAAUGUAGACCCUAUAGACUAUGUGUAUGCUGAUGGGGAUGAUACAGUGGACAGUCUUAGCAUGGGUUUAUGUAAGCGUUGGAUAGGAAAGCAAGCACAGCCUGUCCAUGUCAAGGAGUUCAGGGCCAUGCCCCACUUAGAAAUAGUAUUCAAUAGCAAGGUAAUCAACGUAGUCAGGAGUAUCCUGGAGGGAAGAUAUGGGGAAGAAGAGGGUUCUACAUUCCAUGAGACUGAUGAACGUCCCAUUGACUCCGCAGUCAUGCAAGAUCAAGUCCAGGCGGACCAGGCUCCCAAAUCUACACUGUAAGCUUUUGGGGAGAAAAUAAUUCACUCUCCCAAUGUACAUACUAUUACUGAUGCAGUAGCUACUGAGUUGGACUUAUACACUGAGUGUACAAAACAUUAAGAAUACCUGCUCUUUUCAUGACAUAGACUGACCAGGGGAAUCCAGGUGAAAGCUAUGAUCCCUUAUUGAUGUCACUUGUUAAAUCCACUUCAAUCAGUGUAGAUGAAUGGGAGGAGACGGGUUAAAGAAGGAUUUUUAAGCCUGGAGACAAUUGAGACAUGGAUUGUGUAUGUGUGCAACUCAAAUUUAGGAGGUGUUCCUAAUGUUUGGUAUACUCAGUGUAUAUGUACACACAUCCUAACUAGUGUUACUAUUGAGAUGUGAUAUAGUAUGCAUAUGCCUCUUGUUUCAUUAUGCUUAUCAUCUUUUCCUCUUAGCAUGAUAGGAAAUAAAAAAAUAUAUAUAUGUAUUUGGUCCGUGUACGUUUCCUUAUUUAGAUUUUCGAGUCAAAACAGUAGAAAAACAGAAAACAGCUAUUUUUUAUUUUUGAAUUAGAAAAACUAAAAUCAUACAUCGACUUGUUUUCCCAUCUAUUGUGUCAAAAUUGUACAUGGAAUAAUGGCAAACAAAUAACAACAAAUUGUAUUAAAUGUUUAGAUUCUUUUUUUUUCAUACACGGAAGUACACGCCCCCUCAUAGAAUAUUCACAGGGUUGGGGAGGGGGGUGGGAUUUAACAGCCUAUGUUGACAGCUAAAAGAAAGGAUUAGACUGUGAAAAAGAAGAUAAAAAAUACUAAUGUUAGCUAAGAUGAAGAACUUAUUAUGAAGUUAGCAUGCCAUUGGCACAAACUUAAUAACAACUGAACAAAGUUGGCUUGCACUAGCUGGCUAUCUUGCACUAGCUGACUAUCUUGCACUAGUUGGCUAGCUAGCACUAGCCCUACCUGGUUACUGGAUAUAGUCAUGCUAGAUAGUAGUAGCUAGUGGAAGUAAGUUGGUCCCUUCACUUGCAACAAGAUGAAGCUGUCCAGUUAGAGCUAACUGCUGCUGAAAUGUCAGAUUUCUCCAAUACUUUCUGUAGCUAGCUCUUCUGUUGGCUAAUAGUCAAUAAACAGUAAGUAAUGAUGAACAGCAGUUACUGUAAAUGGUUACCUUAUCUGGCACAUUGCAUAGCCAAUUUAGCUAUUGCUAAAUGUGCAAAUAGUUAAAGUUCAAAAGGGAAAAUAAAUAAAUAUGGGUUGUAUUUUACAAUGGUGUUGUACUUCACGGGUCGCCCUUUUCUCGUGGCAACAGGUCACAAAUCUUGCUGCUGUGAUGGCACACUGCGGUACUUCACCCAGUAGAUAUGGGAGUUUAUCAAAAUUGGAUGUGUGUAAUCUGAGGGAAAUAUGUGUCUCUAAUAUGGUCAUGCAUUUGGCAGGAGGUUAGGAAGUGCAGCUCACUUUCCAACUCAUUUUGUGGGACGUGUGCACAUAGCCUGUCUUCUCUUGAGAGCCAGACUACAGCGGCCUUUCUCAAUAGCAAGGCUAUGCUCACUGAGUCUGUACAUAGUCAAAGCUUUCCUUAAGUUUGGGUCAGUCACAGUGGUCAGGUAUUCUGCCACGGUGUAUUCUCUGUUAAGGGCCAAAUAGCAUUCUAGCUUGUUCAGUUUUUUUGUUAAUUCUCUAUCUCAAGUUGUUUUGCUGUAGACACCAAUCCCAUGUUGCCAGAACUACUUUAUCCCCUAAUACUAAACUUUGCUCACUCUUAUUAAACUGCCUUUUGAUUAAAUCGGUUUAUUUCAAUGUUUAAAUUUGCUUCAAGUGUGUUUUUUUACUAAAAGUUGACAGAUGGCACUUGUAUGGAGGAAUGUGGGUGGUGGGAGAGAGUGGAUACAUGUUUGUAGAUGGGUUUGUUUGAAGAAACUCCCUCUCCCCCUACAUCCCCUCCUUCUCUUGAUGAGUAGUACAAGUAAAUGUAAUUGCUGCAUUUUACCUGUGAUCCAAAAUCAAAUAAAAUUGAAGACAAAAUGAGA